AUGCGGCUUUGUCAGGUCGGCCUGAGUCCGGCAGGAAGAUUCAUGUUGCUUGUGCCAGCACUGCUGGGGGGCUGGGCGUUCAAAGCGGACCACGAGGAAGAUUUGGAAGACCCCACGCUGCCGCAGUUCCCCGCCACCCGGCAUCACCUUCCAAAGACCAAUAUCGAGGAGAAGAUUCUUCUAGCGGAAUACCUCUUCGACGAGGGUGAGGAGUCGCAUGGGCCCUAUGCGUGGAUUGAGCACCAGUGGGCCCAGUCAAUAAUAGCUGCCGUCAUCGUCCUCAAUGCCGCGCUGUUCGGCCUGGAAACCGACAUUCAGUCACCCAUUUGGGUCUGGGUGGAGCAUGCCAUCCUCAUCAUUUUCGCUGGGGAGUCGCCGCCUUGGCUCCAGCUCCGGGCACGUGGCACUUGCGAGCUGCAGGCAACUGGUGCGCUUGGCCCGCCCGCCUCUGAGCGAGAGCCAGACAGGCGAUAA
This is a messenger RNA of Effrenium voratum, 474 nucleotides long. Lineage: Eukaryota; Dinophyceae; Suessiales; Symbiodiniaceae. The record is from the annotation of a GenBank genome assembly.